This is a messenger RNA of Pichia membranifaciens NRRL Y-2026, 2432 nucleotides long. RefSeq lists its product as hypothetical. Gene Ontology annotation, biological process: positive regulation of transcription by RNA polymerase II. The transcript has a single exon. Gene Ontology annotation, cellular component: nucleus. The coding region runs from base 131 to 2215 and encodes 694 amino acids. Gene Ontology annotation, molecular function: DNA-binding transcription factor activity; transcription cis-regulatory region binding. Lineage: Eukaryota; Fungi; Ascomycota; Pichiomycetes; Pichiales; Pichiaceae. The record is from RefSeq and is a predicted model, not a curated record.
AGGAAAGAUCAAGAAAGGGUUGUCAGACGUGCAAAAAGAGAAAGGUGAAAUGCGAUGGUAUGUGUUCCCACGGAUAAGGAAAGCCAGACCUUGUAUCGACUACAGUUGACUAACAGUUUUCUACUCUGCUAUGCGGAUGUUCCGCCAUGUGCUUGCAGAAUCACAUCCUUCAUGCAAGCAUUGCACGCGGUUGGACCUCCAAUGCUCGUAUGACUUGGUUUACCGCUGGGACGAGGAGGCUUUGCAGAAUGGAACGACAUUCGGAAGAUCAAACCAGUACAAGAAGUCAUAUCUUCAGAACAAGUACGCGGACUUUAUCAGCGAGAAAAGAAGCUCUGCGACUGCAGCUAACACAUUUGACUACUUUCUGAAAUCAGAGACCUCUAGCCUCAUCAAAAAAUUGUCGAAGCAAGCCAUCCCGUGGGCAGACAUCAAAAACAACGUCUACUUUGUGAACACCACACAGCGGGACUUUGAUAAAGACAAAUUUGACGGCACUCUUGGAAAGUCGUGCCAGAACAUUGCAUCGUCACCUUUGAUGCACGUCAUGAAAACGAUGCUAAUGGACGACUUCUUUUUGAGCUCCCUGGAGCAGAGUGAGGAAGGGGAAGACUGUUCUGUUUUCACCAACGCUGGUGCGGUCGAUUUGAGCAGAGAAAUGGACGAGAUGGAUUUCUUAGCAUUCCUCGAGCAAAUCUCUUUGCGAGAUAUGUUGAAACCCGGCAUGGUGUCUGACGAACUUGCUCCUCUUGCCGAAUCAAGCGCAUUGCCUCAUAUAAACAUCAAGUACUCCUUGACAAAUCUCAACCUGCAGUCGAACUACCACUAUAACAGACUCACAUCAUUCUCCCUGGAGGAGCAAAAACUGAUAUCAUAUUUUGUUGACGUUGUCUGUCCGACUUGCGUGUGUUACUCUCAUAUCAAAAAGUCGGCUGUCAACAUCAAUCCCAUAUAUUUAACAGAUGCGAUCAUACCAGCUAGGCAGUGGGAAUCGAAUCCCUAUUUAUACUUGAUAGUGCCUCUAGCGUUCAGACAUGAAAUUGUGAUGGAUGCAGUAAUGGCUACAAGUGCUUCUCAGCUUUCCUCAGCAGGAAACAAGUCUUUUGAGGGUCUAUCGAGGUUCUAUACGGAAAAGGCGAUUCGACAACUACCUGAUCUAAUAAGAGAAAAGCAAUGCCUGCACGCAUCAAACUGGGACGACAUCUUGGCUACAGUUCUUAUGCUGUGUUUCAACGAAAUAUCGUCGACUACAGACUCCAUCUCUGUAUGGAUGAUGUAUUUGAGUUGUGCCAAAUAUUUUGUCACACAGGUCAACACGUUGGAUGCCUCCAGCCCCUUGGCAAACUUCUUUGCUCGUUAUUUUAUCACACAUGAGGUAAUUGGCCAGACUGCACUUAUGGAAAACAAGGAUGAGACAUCCAAAGACUAUUCUGCCAAUGAAAUAGCUGUACAAGUCAGCUCUUCUAUAACUGACACUAAGGGAAAAGAUGAGUUUAUGAAAUUUAUUUUCAGGCAGGGUAUAGAGGGCGAUCUCUACUUGAAAACGCUGAAGGACAAGGACACUACAAUAAAUGUUGUUUUUGGUUGUUGCCCAUAUCUAAUUUGCCUAACGCAUCAAAUUUCCCAAUUUGCUGACUGUUAUGAAGGGUUGGCAUUGGAGACAGCAGAAACAAGGCAUGAAUUCGAGUCGGACAUUUCUUCCCGUAGAGAACAGAUUGUGUUUGAAAUUCAGAACCUCAAUCAAGAAGUUCAAAUCACAGAAAACGAUGACGAUGAGUCUGAGAUUAAUAUAAAAUGCAUUGCAGAGAUCAAAAAACUAUCGACAUUGAUUUACCUGUUUAUCCGGAUUGACUUGGAAGGAGUGUACCAGGAAAACGGUGUUGUAACAAAGCAGUUUCUUAUCAAUAGAAGAGAGAUGGAAAAAGCCAAGUCCAAAAUAUUGGAGCUACUUGAUUUGUUACCAGAAUUGUCCGUGACAUUACUUUGGCCAAUAUUUAUCUUAGGGGUAGUCGCAACAAAUUAUGAGAAAGAAAGGUGGUUUGUUUUAGACAAAUUGAACAAGAUUCAGACGAUUAGAGAAUCGACUAGCUUGAAAGCUGCUCAAGAAACUAUUCUGGCCGUAUGGAAAGAAGUAGAUCUUGGGUUGAGAGUGCUAAGGUGGAAGGAUUUGGUAAAUGAAAAGCGGGAGUCAUUAAGUCUUGCGUUGAUCAAUUGAUGCUCUGGUAUUUGAUACUGAGAUAUUAUAAGUGAUGCAAGCGUUUUAGAGAAGUUAUUUGACAAUAAGUUCAUCAGCACAGCAUCAGCAUAUCCCCACCAAAAUCACCACUUUUCGGAUCAAAUUGCGUGCCUGCUAAUUAUUGUUUAGAAUUAUUAGUUUUUAUGUUGGAAUGAUUUACAAGAUUUAUAAAAUAUCAUCAUCAAGUCUUGCGGCU